AUGAUUAAUUCUCUAUGUGGAAGCUUGGGUUCUAUCAAGAGUGAAGGCUCAUGCAUCAAGUUGCAAAAUCCCUCGUCACCAAACGACGACGUUCUAUCCGAUCAGAGUACUACUAACAAGAAACCAGCAGCUUUAUCUUCUGAUCAUCUUGAUCAUCAGCAAACCAGUAGCUUAACCCCACCGUGUCUCAAUUUUCCAUCUCUCAAAUUCGAUCUCGACGGCGACGUGGAACCAGAAAACUCCUUCUGGGAAACCUUCCUCUCCGAGCAUUUAGACUCCGACUUCAUGAUCUUAUCUCCGGUGAGGAACUUGCCACCGCCGGCAUCACCACAAGCAUCAACCUAUAAUUUUAACUACGUUCAUGCAAUGCAAGGACAGAGUCUUUCCGGCUGUUCUCCUCCUCGGUUUUCGUCUCAAGUCGGAGCUCUUACCAGCCAGAGGCCGUCGGGGAAGGCCGCCGGAAUGUCGUCGCCGCUGCAGAAAGUUUUCAACUCGCCGAACAACCAGUUCAUGCAGAUUGAGAGCUUGUCGCUUCCAGCUAUCGGCGAGUUCUUAGAUGAUUAUAAUCAUUACUCCACGACCGGCAUGGCCACGACUUCGGACAAGCUUUACGAGAUGCCGGACAUGGAGGCGGCGGGGGCGGUUGAUGGGAUUAAUGGAACUGGUGAUAUGGGUUCGUCGAGGUUUUGUGGGUUGGUGGGGACGAAGACGACUGAGCAGGGAGGUUUGUGUUCUUCUUCUUCAAUGGCGGGAGCACAAGAAGGUGAGAUUUAUCAGGCGGGGCCGAGUUCUAAUGGUCCCCCAUUCAUGACUCAACAGCAGCAGCAAGUAGGGCAGCAAAUCAGACCGCCACCGCCGCCGGCUGAGCAACACCAGAGUUUGAAUCAUAGUUCAGUGAUGCCUCUUCCAAUCGGUUCUGAUCAAGAGCAAGACAGUGGACUGCAAUUGGUGCACCUUCUUCUCUAUUGUGCAGAAGCAGUAGCUAAAGAAGACUACAUGUCUGCAAGAAGAUACCUUCACCAUCUCAACAGAGUAGUGAGUCCACUCGGUGACUCAAUGCAACGAGUCGCCUCGUGCUUCACCGAAGCUCUAAGCGCUCGACUCGCCGCAACCCUAACCACCAAACCCACAGCCGCCACCACCACCAUCGCCACACACACCUCCUCCUCCUCCUCAUCCUCAACCCCAAAAUCCCUCUCCUCCUAUUUCCCACCAAACUCCGUUGAAAUCCUCAAGAUUUACCAGAUCGUCUACCAAGCUUGUCCAUACAUCAAAUUCGCCCACUUCACCUCAAACCAAGCCAUCUUCGAAGCCUUCGAAGCCGAAGAACGAGUUCACGUCAUCGAUUUAGAUAUCCUCCAGGGAUACCAAUGGCCAGCUUUCAUGCAAGCGUUAGCCGCCCGACCCGGCGGAGCUCUCUUUUUGAGGAUUACCGGAGUUGGGUACCCGAUCGAGUCCGUCAGGGAAACGGGUCGGUGUUUGGCCGAGUUAGCUCAGUCUCUACACAUCCCAUUCGAGUUCCACCCAAUCGGUGAGCCACUGGAGGAGAUAAAACCCCACAUGUUUAAUCGACGAGUGGGCGAGGCUCUCGCCGUCAACGCCGUCAACCGGCUCCACCGAGUUCCGGGAAACUGUCUCGGCAACCUUCUAGCAAUGAUACGUGACCAAGCGCCGAACAUUGUUACAGUCGUUGAGAAAGAAGCUAACCAUAACGGACCUUACUUCUUAGGCCGGUUCCUUGAAGCUCUACAUUACUACUCGGCGAUUUUUGACUCGUUGGACGCGACAUUUCCGCCGGAUUCGGCGCAGAGAGCGAAGGUAGAGCAGUAUAUAUUUGCGCCGGAGAUAAGGAAUAUUGUGGCGUGCGAAGGAGCGGAGAGGAUCGAUAGACACGAGAGGUUGGAGAAGUGGAGGAAGAUAAUGGAAGGAAAAGGGUUUAAAGGGGUUCCACUCAGUGCGAACGCGGUGACUCAGUCGAAGAUCUUACUGGGUUUGUACUCGUGUGAUGGAUACAGGUUGACGGAAGACAAGGGUUGCUUGCUUUUAGGAUGGCAAGACAGAGCUAUUCUUGCUGCCUCUGCAUGGCGAUGUUGA
Molecule: messenger RNA, 2094 nt
Organism: Carica papaya (papaya)
Lineage: Eukaryota; Viridiplantae; Streptophyta; Magnoliopsida; Brassicales; Caricaceae
Product: GRAS family protein RAM1-like
Source: RefSeq, a predicted model, not a curated record